Molecule: messenger RNA, 2970 nt
Organism: Miscanthus lutarioriparius
Lineage: Eukaryota; Viridiplantae; Streptophyta; Magnoliopsida; Poales; Poaceae
Source: the annotation of a GenBank genome assembly
AUGCUGGUGCGCAUCAACACCAUCCUCCAGGGCUACUCCGGCAUCCGCUUCGAGAUCCUGGAGGCCAUCACCAAGCUGCUCAACACCGGGGUCAGCCCGUGCCUGCCACUCCGGGGCACCAUCACCGCGUCGGGCGACCUGGUCCCGCUCUCCUACAUCGCUGGCCUCAUCACGGGCCGCCCCAACGCGCAGGCCACCACCGUCGACGGGAGGAAGGUGGACGCCGCCAAGGCGUUCAAGAUCGCUGGCAUCGAGGGCGGCUUCUUCAAGCUCAACCCCAAGGAAGGUCUCGCCAUCGUCAACGGCACCUCCGUGGGCUCCGCGCUCGCGGCCACCGUGAUGUACGACGCCAACGUCCUCGCCGUCCUGUCCGAGGUCCUGUCCGCCGUCUUCUGCGAGGUCAUGAACGGCAAGCCCGAGUACACCGACCACCUCACCCACAAGCUCAAGCACCACCCGGGGUCCAUCGAGGCCGCCGCCAUCAUGGAGCACAUCCUGGACGGCAGCGCCUUCAUGAAGCAAGCCAAGAAGGUGAACGAGCUAGACCCGCUGCUCAAGCCCAAGCAGGACAGGUACGCGCUCCGCACGUCGCCGCAGUGGCUGGGCCCCCAGAUCGAGGUCAUCCGCGCCGCCACCAAGUCCAUCGAGCGCGAGGUCAACUCCGUCAACGACAACCCGGUCAUCGACGUCCACCGCGGCAAGGCGCUGCACGGCGGCAACUUCCAGGGCACGCCCAUCGGCGUGUCCAUGGACAACGCCCGCCUCGCCAUCGCCAACAUCGGCAAGCUCAUGUUCGCGCAGUUCUCCAAGCUCGUCAACGAGUUCUACAACAACGGGCUCACCUCCAACCUGGCCGGCAGCCGCAACCCCAGCCUGGACUACGGCUUUAAGGGCACGGAGAUCGCCAUGGCCUCCUACUGCUCUGAGCUCCAGUACCUGGGCAACCCUAUCACCAACCACGUCCAGAGCGCGGAGCAGCACAACCAGGACGUCAACUCCCUGGGCCUCGUCUCCGCCAGGAAGACCGCGGAGGCCAUCGACAUCCUGAAGCUCAUGUCGUCCACCUACAUCGUGGCGCUGUGCCAGGCCAUCGACCUGCGCCACCUCGAGGAGAACAUCAAGACGUCGGUGAAGAACACGGUGACCCAGGUGACGAAGAAGGUGCUGACCAUGAACCCCUCUGGCGACCUCUCCAGCGCGUGGUUCAGCGAGAAGGAGCUCAUCACCGCCAUCGACCGCGAGGGCGUGUUCUCGUACGCGGAGGAUCCGGCCAGCGCCAGCCUGCUGCUGAUGCAGAAGCUGCGCGCCGUGCUGGUGGACCACGCCCUCAGCAGCUGCGACGCGGAGCGGGAGCCCUCCGUGUUCUCCAAGAUCACCAAGUUCGAGGAGGAGCUCCGCGCGGUGCUGCCCCGGGAGGUGGAGGCCGCCCGCGUUGCCGUGGCCGAGGGCACCGCCCCCGUGGCGAACCGGAUCACGGACAGCCGGUCGUUCCCGCUGUACCGCUUCGUCGUGGAACGGGGAGAUGAGCUGCUUACCGUGCUCCGGUUCGUCGGGGAAGGAGACCAAGAGCUUGGCGGCGCUCUCGCCGACGCCCCGGCCUGCGGCGAAGGCGGCACCAGCAUAAGCAUUAGUGAGGAUUUAUAUGCUAACUUUUAUCUUUCCAAUGGAUCAGUUCGAUCAAAUUCACGUGCUUCGGGCUCCAGGAAGGAAGAUUCUGUGCCUGUUCGCAGAGGAGGAAACAUUGCACAUGGCCCGGCACAGAUUUUCACUUUCCGGGAGUUGGCUGUCGCUACCAAGAAUUUCAGGAAAGAUUGCCUAUUGGGAGAAGGUGGCUUUGGUCGUGUGUAUAAAGGACGCAUGGAAAAUGGACAGGUCAUUGCUGUGAAGCAACUUGAUAGAAAUGGUUUUCAAGGAAAUCGUGAAUUUCUUGUGGAGGUUCUCAUGCUAAGUCUCUUGCACCAUCCUAAUCUGGUCAGAUUAAUUGGCUAUUGCGCAGAUGGUGACCAGCGCCUCCUAGUUUACGAAUAUAUGUUAUUGGGAUCACUAGAAAAUCAUCUUUUUGACAGUCCACCAGACAAGGAACCUCUUGACUGGAAUACAAGGAUGAAGAUUGCUGCCGGUGCAGCGAAGGGUCUGGAGUAUCUUCAUGAUAAGGCAAAUCCACCAGUCAUAUACAGAGAUUUCAAAUCAUCAAACAUUCUGCUCGGUGAAGACUACUACCCUAAGCUGUCUGAUUUUGGGCUUGCAAAACUUGGUCCAGUUGGUGACAAAACUCAUGUAUCAACACGAGUUAUGGGAACAUAUGGAUAUUGCGCUCCUGAAUAUGCCAUGACAGGACAGUUGACAUUAAAGUCUGAUGUUUACAGCUUUGGUGUUGUGUUCCUUGAACUUAUUACAGGCCGCAAAGCAAUCGAUCACACCCAGCCUUCAGGGGAGCAAAAUCUUGUUGCAUGGGCUCGUCCACUUUUCAGAGACCGAAGGAAGUUCUGCCAACUUGCUGAUCCAUCGCUGCAAGGUCGGUACCCCAAAAGGGGUUUGUACCAGGCUUUAGCUGUUGCAGCUAUGUGUUUGCAGGAGCAAGCAGCAUCUCGACCGCUGAUAGGAGAUGUUGUAACUGCACUAUCUUAUCUAGCUGCACAUCCGUAUGAUCCAAAUGUGCCUUCCACAAAGGAUUCCACGACCUGCCCAUCUACCCCAAGGGCAAAAACACACCGACGGACCACCAGUGUUCCUGAUGCUCAACAUGCUGCUGAGUCGCUUAUGUUGAACUUCCCAGGCUUGAGGAAGGAUACUGUCAGAGGAGGGAAAUUCGAGAAGGAUGGUACUCAAGGUUCUGGCAGCAGCAGUAGCUCUGGAAGGAACGAUGGCCUGGAUGUUCCACAACUUCUGGCUGUUCCUAACAGCAAAGCUUGCGGUGAAGGUGAUAACAUUCAGAAGUCCACUGUUAAGGUUGGUGCCCGUGAGAACUAG